Molecule: messenger RNA, 1018 nt
Organism: Telopea speciosissima
Lineage: Eukaryota; Viridiplantae; Streptophyta; Magnoliopsida; Proteales; Proteaceae
Product: 60S ribosomal protein L5
Exons: 9
Coding region: 84-989 (301 amino acids)
Biological process (GO): translation; ribosomal large subunit assembly
Cellular component (GO): ribosome; cytosolic large ribosomal subunit
Molecular function (GO): structural constituent of ribosome; 5S rRNA binding
Source: RefSeq, a predicted model, not a curated record
GUCUUGUGAGCCGUGCUAGACAUAGGGUUUCUCUUGAAUCGUCUCUCCUCCUCGAAGCUCCACCGCUGAAACUCUGAAGCAAAAUGGUCUUUGUUAAGGCGCAAAAGUCGAAGGCCUACUUCAAGCGUUUUCAAGUUAAAUUCAAGAGAAGGAGAGAGGGGAAGACCGACUAUCGUGCGAGGAUUCGUCUGAUUAAUCAAGAUAAGAAUAAAUACAAUACACCGAAAUAUCGGUUUGUUGUUCGAAUUUCCAACAAGGACAUCAUUGCACAAGUAAUAUCUGCUAGCAUUGCUGGUGAUAUGGUUCUUGCAGUUGCUUACUCUCAUGAGCUUCCACGCUAUGGGCUUGAGGUUGGUCUGACCAACUAUGCAGCAGCUUACUGCACUGGGCUGCUCCUUGCCCGUCGGGUCUUGAAAAUGCUUGAGAUGGAUGAGGAGUAUCAGGGCAAUGUUGAGGCAACUGGUGAAGAUUUCUCAGUUGAACCCACAGAAAGCAGGAGGCCAUUCCGUGCUCUUCUUGAUGUUGGCCUUGUGAAGACAACAACUGGGCAACGUGUGUUCGGUGCACUGAAGGGAGCACUGGAUGGUGGACUCGAUAUUCCUCACAGUGACAAGAGGUUUGCUGGGUUUAGUAAGGAUGACAAGCAGCUCAAUGCUGAGGUCCACCGCAAAUAUAUUUAUGGUGGCCAUGUUGUUGCUUACAUGAGGCAAUUGACUGAGGAUGAGCCAGAGAAAUACCAGUCUCAUUUCAGUGAGUACAUCAAGAGAGGGAUUGAUCCUGAUAACAUGGAAGAGAUGUACAAGAAGGUACAUGCUGCCAUUCGUGCCGACCCAAUGUUGAAGAAAUCUGAGAAGGAACCACCUAAGCAGCAUAAGAGGUACAACUUGAAGAAGUUAACCUAUGAAGAGAGGAAGGCAAAGUUGAUUGAGCGGUUGAAUGCCCUGAACUCUGCAGUUGUAGGCGAUGAUGACGAGGAUGAUGAUGAGUAGAAGCAAUUUCCUGAAAGUUUUGAUAGAUG